ACCCACACACGGCUGCAGUCAUCCGACGUUUCGUCGUGUGCAGUGCAAACUUCUGUAGUAAUCUCAUCAGAUUGACCUAUCUUACGUCGCAGGAAGGUCGUGUCCGGUGGUAGUUGUCGGUCGUGGAUAGAUUGUUUUGCUGCCAUUCUGUUCAGGAACAAUCCUGAAGAUCGUCAUUGACUGGAAGCAGGCAGGACAAAGCGCCAGAGGAAGUCUUGCAAGUUGAAACUACCCAACCGGUCAAAUCCCAACAAGAGGAGCGUUAAAAUGCUGCGAACAUUAGCCGCACGGAACGAAAAACUCAUACUCCAGGGUUCUCGUAAGGUACUACGAGAGACUGCCAGCAGAGCACUCAGCUGUGAGGCAGUCCGGAAAGUAAACAUCCAAAGGAAUUCGCAUAAAUGGAUUGGUGUUUCGCCGAAAGUGGCCGCUGUGUGGCAGGUCAGCUUCGUGCGAGGCUACUGCAGCAAUUAUCCUGCACACUCCAAAGUUCUACUGCCGGCACUUUCACCCACCAUGGAGUUGGGUACGAUUGUCAGUUGGGAAAAAAAGGAAGGGGACAAAUUGAACGAAGGUGACCUGCUCGCUGAAAUCGAAACCGACAAGGCCACGAUGGGAUUCGAAACACCCGAGGAAGGAUACCUCGCCAAGAUCCUGGUACCUGCCGGUCAGAAGGAUGUACCCAUCGGGAAACUGGUGUGUAUCAUUGUUGAGAACCAGGAAGACGUCGCCGCCUUCAAAGACUACAAAGACACGGGAGCCCCGGCUGCUAAGCCAGCAGCGGCAGCUCCGCCUCCACCGCCGGCGGCUGCUCCACCGGUUCCGACACCACCACCGGUCGCGGCGGCUCCACCACCGUCUCCAGCACCGGCAACAACGCAAAUGACCGCAGUGGAACAACGUGGGCCACGCGUUUAUGCCAGUCCCAUGGCCAAAAGGUUGGCCGAGCAGCAAAAGCUUCGGUUGGAAGGUCGAGGAACUGGUUUGUAUGGAUCAGUAACAUCUAAGGAUCUUGCAGGUAUGAAAGCCGCAAGUGCUCCGGAGGCUCCCCAUGCUGCACCAAGCAUUCCUGCAGGUGCUGCUUACGUUGAUAUUCCGGUCUCAAACAUUCGAGCCGUCAUUGCCAAGCGACUGCUCGAAUCGAAGACCACAAUUCCGCACUACUAUCUCACAGUGGAUGUAAACAUGGACAAGAUCAACAAAAUACGCGCCAAGUUCAACAAACAGCUGGAAAAAGAUGGCGUCAAGCUAUCGAUCAACGAUUUCAUCAUCAAAGCGGCUGCCAUGGCUUGUAGAAAAGUUCCGGAAGCCAAUUCUGCCUGGAUGGAUACAUUUAUUCGACAGUUCGAUGCUGUGGACGUUUCUGUCGCAGUCUCCACUGAUCGUGGGCUGAUCACACCCAUUGUUUUUGGAGCGGAUCGUAAGGGCCUAACCGACAUUUCCAAGGAUGUCAAGAAUUUGGCAGCGAAGGCCCGCGAAGGCAAACUGCAACCGCAGGAAUUCCAGGGUGGUAGCUUCAGUGUGUCCAACCUCGGCAUGUUUGGCGUGACUCAUUUCUGUGCUAUUCUGAAUCCACCGCAGAGCUGCAUUCUGGCAAUUGGUGGUACCCAGAAGCGUAUCGUACCUGACAAAGACUCUGAGAAAGGGUGGAAAGAAAGUGACUUUGUUGCAGUGACCCUCAGCUGUGAUCAUCGCACAGUGGACGGUGCCGUUGGCGCUCGCUGGUUGCAGUACUUCCGCCAGUUCCUCGAGGAUCCCCACUCGAUGUUGUUGUAAAUUGACUAUCCAUGCAGAAAAUUACCAUGCCUUAUUGAUGAAACAAAAAAGGCGUCCAUUACCGCAAUGACAGCUCGUUUCGAACUGGCUAUAUUACCAAUCACCCGGCGGAAAAAUCAGAGAUUUUGUACAGUCAUCCACUUAGAAUAAACGAUCCCAAUGCAGUGUACAUGGGAGAAUAAAACAACUGUCUGCCAACUCACAUAAGUAAAAGUCAUGUAGUAGCUAUUAGAAAAGAAUAUUGAAAAAUCCAUCGUAUGGCCGAGUAUAAACGGGGAAACGACGAAGAUGCAUGAUGCACCCGUAUGCUGAAUUUACGCCACAAAAAGAUCUGGGAAAUAUGAUUAGAGUCAAGAAAAAGUCGAACAACGACAUACGCAGCGAUUUUUUUUCAAAUUAGUUCUGAACAUUUUAAUUCGCACCAUUGGAUUUUUUCAACCAAAUUGGCAAAUAGCGCUUCAGUCAGAUCGGUCAAUUGAAUAUUGUGCGUAGCUAGAGAGUGGAAUCAAAUUCCAAUAACACUUCAUUCAAGUUUUCAUGCAGGGAUGCUACUCAUAAUUGCGUCAGUAGUUUAGUUAUUUAGUCGCAGCACACGAGUCAUACCACGUAAAAA
Toxorhynchites rutilus septentrionalis is the source of this 2389-nucleotide messenger RNA. RefSeq names its product dihydrolipoyllysine-residue acetyltransferase component of pyruvate dehydrogenase complex, mitochondrial (gene muc). Bases 268 to 1776 code for a protein of 502 amino acids. Gene Ontology annotation, molecular function: dihydrolipoyllysine-residue acetyltransferase activity. Gene Ontology annotation, biological process: pyruvate decarboxylation to acetyl-CoA. Gene Ontology annotation, cellular component: pyruvate dehydrogenase complex. NCBI's taxonomy places the organism in Eukaryota, Metazoa, Arthropoda, Insecta, Diptera, Culicidae. The transcript is spliced from 7 exons. The record is from RefSeq and is a predicted model, not a curated record.